AUGACAACCUCCGAAGGUGUAGUGGCCAGCGCAGAGCCGUCCCCUGUGCGCCUGGAGCCCGCCAAGAACACUCAUUUACCGGGAAAGACCUCCCCGUGCCCGUCCCCCGGUAAGCGCGCUGUGUACGGGGACGGCGACUCUAAAGUGACCAGCAACGGCAUCCACGACAUCGAGGACAGGAUUCUGAGGAUCACGGGCUACUACGGCUACAACCCGGGCUACUCCAGCCACAGAAACUAUAAUAAUUGGGUUUGUUACCACAGCUCCUUCAUCCGCCUGUUGUGCGACGCCUUCCCUACAAAUGCAUGA
Molecule: messenger RNA, 309 nt
Organism: Knipowitschia caucasica
Lineage: Eukaryota; Metazoa; Chordata; Actinopteri; Gobiiformes; Gobiidae
Source: the annotation of a GenBank genome assembly